This is a messenger RNA of Mercenaria mercenaria, 2480 nucleotides long. RefSeq lists its product as uncharacterized. The transcript has 3 exons. Lineage: Eukaryota; Metazoa; Mollusca; Bivalvia; Venerida; Veneridae. Bases 303 to 935 code for a protein of 210 amino acids. The record is from RefSeq and is a predicted model, not a curated record.
CGAAACAUUAGGUAAUUAUGUAUUUGGUAUUUGUGCGUGCGAGCGUGCGCGUGUUUCCAUUAUUACUUUAGUAACCAUCUGCACUUGCUUAUAAAAGAAUUUAUUUUAUAUUCGAAAACUCGAUAUCAUACCCUUAGAUACACUUUUACAAUGCAUUGGUUUUGUCAGAACAGACGGUAAUUUUGAUAAUAUUCUAAAAUGAAUGAUUUCAACAAAGUAUAGUGUGCUAAUGUGUAAUAAGUCAUCAACAUAUUGCAGGUCGUGAUGGACAGCUGGCUCACGGACCAGAUUCAGUUAUUUCCAUGUUAGACCAUGCUUUCCAUUCAUACGGAUCUGGUGAGAACGACUGUAGCAUUCGUGCUGACAAUUGUUUCGGUCAAAACAAGAAUCGUUACGUUCUGGCGUAUUUUGCCUGGAGAAUCAUGGUUGGAAAACACAGAAAUAUUACAUACAUGAUGCAGAUUCCCGGACAUACUCGGUGCUUGAUUGAUGCGGGAUUUGGAAACAUUAAAAAGUUAUACCGGAGAACAGACUGUGACACACCGCAACAUAUAGCUGAAGUAGUUGGAAAGUCGUCAGUCAGCAACUUUCCUGUAGCCUAUGGUGCAGACGGAUGGAUAUGGCGGGCGUGGAAAGUAUUUCUGUCAGACAGAUUUAAAAAAGUUCCGAACAUAUCAAAAUACCACAGUUUCAGAUUCACCAUUGAACAACCCGGCGCCGUCUAUAUGAAAGAAAACGCAGACGAUAUAGAUGAAAUCCGAUUCAUCAUCUGUAAAACGCAUUACCUACCAAUGGAUGUCACCGAUAUUCCGGACGUACUGCCACCUGGCGGAUUGAGCAAAGAGAGACAGGAAUACUUGUUCCGGCACGUGAGACCACUUGUUAGGCAACCAUUUCAGGACAUACUUUGCCCGAUUCCUACUCAGACGGAAUAGAGUCGAUUAGUGUUUAGUUUAAUGCCAGUAUAGGUAAUAGACGAUUUUUUGAAACGACGUGACAAUUUAGAGUAUUGCACAAAACUUUAAACGUUACCAUGGAAACAUAUAAUAAAUUAUUAAAGCAGCUAUUAAAAUUCAUCGGAAAGUGUUAUAAUUGAAGAUUAUUUCUGACAACUUAUUCAGAAUGAACUCAACUUUUAUGUUUACGUACCCGUUUUAAGAAGCAUUAUAUGAACGUUAAAAACAAAAACUACUGUGUUAUUGUUUAAUAUUUUCCAAAACCUGUGUAACUAUCGUAUGCAGUAAGUAAGCAGACGUUCUUUCUAGUAACGGAACUUUAGUGAUUUGCGUAACAUAUUCAAUAAUCGUACUGAAUUUGAAAUGUUCCGAAGGUCAUUCCUUGAAAGUCACAUUUUAGCGAUUUUUAGGAAACAAUAUCAUACCAUAGUGUUACCAUGGAAACGAUAAAUUCUUGGUAGUAACUAUUUGCUAUUAUUCUGUAAAACCUGUGUGGAAGGGAAAGUUUCAAGUACAAUUGCCUUUAUAGAAUCAAUGAAAAGGAAACAGCUAAUGAAAUUCGAGUUGAAAAAUAUUUCAUAUAUGAUUAAUGUUCAUUACCACUGAUUGUUCUUCAUACUUCACUAGGCCUAUAUUGUUUUCUAUACUUUGUUGUUUAAGUAAUAGCUUGAUGGGAUUGACUGAACAAAAAGGACAUGUUUAUGAAUUUUAGCGGUUUCUAAAUAUCACGUGCAGAAGUAUUAAUUAGUAGCUAUUUCGAGCCUUUUUAAAAUAUCAUUUUCGCUACUAUAUUUUAAAAAGAAAACAGUUGCCAUGGAAACAGUAGCUAUUGAUUCUGAUCAUUCUGUGUUUUACUCGAAUGUUCAGUUUACAUGACAAAGAGUGUACAAGUCAAUAAUUUAAUAAUAUAAAUAUAUAUAUAUGUAUUAUUACGCAUAUAGAGAAACCGAUUGAAAGUUAUGAUAAAACUGAUUCAUCAACUUCUAAAUGCGAUAUCCAAAACCUAUGUUUUCCUGUUAAAAGGAAAUUAUUUUACAUGAAACACAUAUUUAUGCAAAAUAUAUCAUUUUCAAUGUAUUUGGGUGUCUUUUUUUUAGUGUGAGCAUUUCUUCUCGAUUUUAAUAUCAUUGAUCUCCUAAAAAGAAUUUAAUUUGUUAAUUUUGUUAUUCGUUGCUAUGACAACGAAAAUUAUAAUAAUUUUUAUUCCAGUUGCAUCUUAUAGAUUAAAAGCAUCAUUUGUGUAUAUGCUGCCGAAUAUUCAAAUAGUUGAUUCUUACUUUUUAACUGCAGAUAAUAAGCUGAUGAACUCUGUAUACUGUUCAAAAUAAAUAACUCCGAAUGAGUACUUAUUGUUGCUUUUUUGUUUUAUUAUAUCAUGUCACAAAAUAUAGCAUAUUUCCAUAAUUACUGAAGAUAAACAACUGAAAUUUCGGUUUCUGAUACAAAAUUAAGCGUUCUUUCAGAAAAUGGAAAAAAUUAAAAAACAUAAAAAAAUACCAUAAGGACCUUUUAUGCUUGACGGGG